Molecule: messenger RNA, 1051 nt
Organism: Microdochium trichocladiopsis
Lineage: Eukaryota; Fungi; Ascomycota; Sordariomycetes; Xylariales; Microdochiaceae
Exons: 2
Coding region: 177-989 (270 amino acids)
Source: RefSeq, a predicted model, not a curated record
AAGAGAUCUUCACGUGCUCGGUGCUGCUGUUGCACAUCGCCAAAGGACCGUUCUCAACUCGCCCUGAAUCUGCACCACUGCCCCUCACUACCACCGUGGUCUGGCCUGCCGCUUGUCACCCGGCACGAAGCUGAGGCUACAACCUUGAAACUAGCACAUUGCUUCAGACCUUUCAAAUGGCGGACAACGCAGCUGUACCGUCAGCUGGUCUGGCGGGUGUCCAACGUCGUGCGGCGGACAGCCCGGAUGCAAAAUACCGGGCGUUUGAUACAUACCCAUGGACCAAGGACCGGCCUUUCACUGCACAACUGGCGAGCGCUCUCGAGGCCGCUGCACAGUCCCCAGGGUCAAGCCUUGUCUCAGCUGCUCUGGCAGCACGGACAGCCCGUUUCGAACAACAGACAAAGAUCAAGAUCGAUCCUGCGGCAUACCAAGCGUGGCUUACAGCGAAUAACGCAAGGCAGCCACCAUUAGUCCCCGAACAGAUCGUCAUGGCGGAAUCCAUGGCUGUUACGGACCCCGCGGAACGCAGAUUUGCGCAACUCCUGGUCGAGCUUGGCGAACCGCUUGGCCGGAUCGCUUUGCAGACCGAGGCUCAGAACGCAGCCAGUGGAGGGGAAGUCGCUUCUUCUUCUUCUCCCGUAGCAGUACCACAAGCUUCCGAAGCGGACGCAGAGGUCGAUGGGACGGUACCAAGCUGGCAGGCUGCAGCACCCAAAGCGGAGCUGUAUGUCCCCCGGGAUGUAGACUCCUCGGGAGGUAGCGGCGGCGGCAAGGAGCAAUACCCCAAGAAGUUUAUGGAAAUCGUCGAGUUUAUUCAGACAGGGAAGCCUAUCGAGGGUAUACGCAAAAUUCCAGAUACAGUCGUCGAGGACCCAUCCAUAUCGACAACAGGCAAGAUGCAAGCACCGCUAAAGCCCUGGGAACGGCGAGCUGCCGCCUCAAGUGGCGAUGCUAGCUCAGCCAUGGCAACCGAGACGUCGUCAUGAGCGCAAGCCUUGUUCGAAGCAUGCAGUCGAUCAUGAAUGACAGGCUUCUUAUCCACCACUAC